AUGACGGCAAAGUUCGGCUAUGUUACCACAGCUUGCCGUCUCUGCGAAGAUAUUGUGCCUCCUGAUGGUGAUGAUCUGUGGUGCGGUGCCAUCGAUGGUCCGUUCUGUCCGUCUGUACAGCAAGUGCUCGCAUAUGUAUGUCAACGUCUUCCCAAACGGAACGGUAAUGGCCCGCUCCGAUGGAAACGACCAACCGAAUCUCACGAUCAGCACACGCGGCUUAAGUCUGGACCUGCUCAUCCAUUCGCCAGUGCAAGACAUGUACCUCUGCUUCAAUCGCUCACGACUCGUAGGCAGAAGAUUGACACGAUUUCAAGCAGAGAGACAACCGAAUUGCCUUUUCAAAGAAGAGUUUGUGGACGGCUACAACAGAUACCACCUCGUGAAGAACGAAGAUCGGUACAUAGGUUUCAACAGGCGAGGGGCGCAGAUGCGACGCGGGAAGAGCAACCUUCCCGAGCGGCAGCACAAGUGCUUCUCUCUCCUGAAGGAAGCCCACGACUUCGACAUAAACAGACACAAUACUGUGAUCGCAGGCACCGUGCCCAAGUGGCGUCCGCAGCGUAG
Leptosia nina is the source of this 567-nucleotide messenger RNA. NCBI's taxonomy places the organism in Eukaryota, Metazoa, Arthropoda, Insecta, Lepidoptera, Pieridae. The record is from the annotation of a GenBank genome assembly.